UCGUCUCUUAUUCACUUUGCUGUUUCGAUGGUCCGGUUGGGGAAGAUAUGCUGUAUCGUGCUUAUCCCAUUAUAAUGCCAUGUGUUUUAAUGGAUAAUGGAUGGAUAAAGUAACCCGACGCGAUACCUCCAUGGAGACGGCGCUGAAGUUUAGUAGUUUGUACCAGAAACUCAAGAACAAGGGCACAUUGAAACACCUUUGGGCAAGCGUCUACCUCCUCCACGCCCUCAGUCAAUCGGAUACCCACGUCGGCGGCGGACAUGGUAGUGGUCGCGGGUCGGCUGCUGCACUUCUGCGCGCGGAGCUGGAGGAGAGCAAUAUGUAUUCUGUGGGCCUGGAAAGGUUGCCUGAUCCGCGAAAACGACGGGAGGGGUAUAGUGCGCCGGAUACGUAUGUGCCACGGGAGGCAGCUACUAGCCCCGCUGAACAGUUCAAAGGGAAGGAUGCGGCGGACCGCACGAUCCACCACAGCACCGCAACCCUCGAACACCUCCUCAUCCGCGACCUCGUCUACGUCUUCCAAGGCAUCGACGGGAUGUAUAUCAAACAAUCGGGGGAUAACAUCCAUAUCAGCGACGACGUGAAAUUGAACAAAUCCCAACGCGGCAUUGUGGGCAAACUCGCCGAGAUGGGAUGUCUGUACAAGAAAGUGGCCGAAUUUGUGGAGGGGUGUAAGGAGGAGGGGGAGGGGGGGACUAUGCGGCAGGCAUUGGCAUCAUCCCUCUCCCGCGAACUCACCUCCUACUACCGCCUCAUCGCGAUCUUGCAGCGGCAGAUUAACCCCUCCAACACCGUCUAUAAUCCUGGUUCCGUCAUCACCACCACCACUACGUCGCCUGAUACCUCUAAGACUAUCGCAUUGACAUUGAAACGCCUGUAUGUGUGGGUCCUGGACCCGUUAAGGCGGUUGAGGGUUAUGGCUACUGUUGUGAGGAGUGCGCGAGAUAAGAAAGGUGGGAUGUUGCUGAGUGUCCUACAUACACUCGCGCAGCAUGGGGAUCCGUUUGUGGAGGGGUUUGUUAGGGGGCUCAUGGACGAGGUAGCAACCCCCUUCUUCACCCUCCUCCGCAAAUGGGUUUACGAAGGCGACCUCACUGACCCGUACGGUGAAUUCUUUGUCACGGAGCGCGGGGAUGUUGGGUUGGAGGAUUUCUGGGAGGGGAGAUAUGUGUUAAGGGAGGAGAUGGUGCCGAAUUUUGUCGGGGAGGCGGGGGUUGGGACGAUCUUUGUCCUAGGCAAAACGAUCAAUUUCAUCCGGCACGCCUGCAAAGACACCCAGUUCGUUCUCUCCAAGAAUACAUGCGCCUGCCGCACCGCCACCACCACCAUCACGCAAAAAUGUCCACCCACCUGCACACCCCUCUUCACCUACACCUCCCUCCUCACCCGCCUCCUCCCCACGCACAUCUCCCACCUCUACGCCCAAGCCAACAAACACGCCUUGUAUCUUCUCAUCAAUACAUUCGGGCUCAAGCAGCAUUUGGCGAAUGUUAAUGGGUACCUUUUGUUGGAGGAGGGGGAUUGGGCGGGGCGGUUGGCGGAGGUGUUGGCGGGCGCGUUGGGACGCAGGGCCGGGGGGGUGGGGGUGCAUGAGUUACGACAGGGGUUGGAGACGAGUUUGAGUGGGAGGCGGGUAAACGAAGAUGGAAGAGUGCGGGUUGGGGUGCGGAUGUUGGAGAUAUCCCCAGGCGACCUAACAUGGGACGUCUUCAGCAUCACGUACACCGUCACCCCACCGUUGACGACGAUACUGCAUAAAGCGGCGAUGGAGAAGUAUACGAGGCUGAGUUGUUUUCUGUGGAAGUUGAAGAGGGUUGAGGGUGCAGUUAGUGGGGAUUGGAAGGCUAGGAUGAGGUUGGCUGGGAGGAUGCGGGGGAGGGGCGACCGGAGGGGGCCCCGUGGCGAUCGAGAUUCGCGGAUAUCUCGGACGGAACCGAGGAGUCAUCGGAGUGAGCCGCGUGCGAGUGAACGGGGGUCAGUGGCUGAGCGGGGUGCGAGAGGGGAGGGGGAUGUAGUAGGGAGUCAUUGGGAUGAUACCAAACGGGAAGACCUUGACGCGCUCCUCCAUUCCUGCCUCCUGGUCUGGAUGAAGAUGUGUCAUGUGGUCACGCAGGUUCGGUAUUUUGUCUGUUUUGAGGUAAUCACAUCAUCCAUUUUGGGUACAUCAUCUACGAGUUGAGUUAUCUGACGCACGAGGGCGGUUUUUUUUUUGGUUAGGCACUGGCGGCGACAUGGGCGAGUUUCAACGGGUGUUUGGAAGAGGAAGGGCAGGAUAUCGAGGGGGUGCUGAAGCGGCAUGGGGA
This is a messenger RNA of Fimicolochytrium jonesii, 2303 nucleotides long. RefSeq names its product Spc98 family-domain-containing protein. Lineage: Eukaryota; Fungi; Chytridiomycota; Chytridiomycetes; Spizellomycetales; Powellomycetaceae. Gene Ontology annotation, cellular component: equatorial microtubule organizing center; gamma-tubulin small complex; centrosome. Gene Ontology annotation, molecular function: microtubule minus-end binding; gamma-tubulin binding. Bases 101 to 2179 code for a protein of 692 amino acids. The transcript is spliced from 10 exons. Gene Ontology annotation, biological process: cytoplasmic microtubule organization; mitotic cell cycle; meiotic cell cycle. The record is from RefSeq and is a predicted model, not a curated record.